Messenger RNA from Alternaria arborescens, 432 nucleotides. RefSeq lists its product as hypothetical. Lineage: Eukaryota; Fungi; Ascomycota; Dothideomycetes; Pleosporales; Pleosporaceae. The record is from RefSeq and is a predicted model, not a curated record. Bases 1 to 432 code for a protein of 143 amino acids. The transcript has a single exon. Gene Ontology annotation, biological process: amino acid transmembrane export from vacuole.
AUGGAAGUUAUCCCAUUAUACGGAUUACUCGGAUUUAUCCCUCUGUUCAAGAGCUUGGGGUUUAUUGGUUUGCAGAAAGCAUGGGAGAUUUACCCAAUCGCCAUUAUUCAUGGAAUUGUCAUGGGUGGUAUAUCAUCGUAUGCGCGAUCUGUAUAUGCUCCAUUGAUUCCAGAAGGCAGUGAGGCCGCGUUCUUUGCAUUAUAUGCUGUUACAGACAAGGGUAGCAGUGCUUUCGGUCCAGCUCUCGUAGGUUGGAUUGUCGACCAGGCGGGUACGAUACGCCCUGCCUUCAUCUUCCUGGCUGUAUUGGUAGUGCUACCAGCACCACUUUUGUGGCGAUUGGACGUCGAGAAGGGGAGGGAAGACGCGCGUGCCAUGGCAGACGGAGAUGUUAAAGGACGGGGGAUGUAUGAGAGGGUUCGUGAAGAAUAA